Molecule: messenger RNA, 1605 nt
Organism: Zalophus californianus (California sea lion)
Lineage: Eukaryota; Metazoa; Chordata; Mammalia; Carnivora; Otariidae
Gene: CLDN9
Product: claudin 9
Exons: 1
Coding region: 455-1108 (217 amino acids)
Biological process (GO): cell adhesion; bicellular tight junction assembly
Cellular component (GO): bicellular tight junction; plasma membrane
Molecular function (GO): structural molecule activity
Source: RefSeq, a predicted model, not a curated record
AUCUGGGAGCCGGCCGAGUCCCUGGGUGACACCCACAGAGGGUGCGCUGCUCCGUGUGAGCCUGAGCCUCUGGCGGCACAAGGCUCUUCUCAGCUGAAGGUGGGUCAGGAGGGGUUUUGCAAGCUGGGCCACAGGGGCGGCGGCCGGGACGUGACUGCAGGGUGGCAGGAGAGGCAGCCACUGGGCGUCUGGCAGCCAACGGGACCCUCGAGAGGACACUGCUACUCUGCUGAGCAGGACUGUGAGAUUGAUUGGUGCGUGUCGGGGUCAGAGAUAGACCUUUGAGGGGCGCAAAGAGAGGUGCUUUGCAAGAGGCCCACAGAUGUGAGGACAGUCCUGGCCAAGGACACGGUCUUUCCCUCGUGCUGGGCACCGAGACCCCCACCCAGCGGCAUCGGACCCACCCCUGUGAGUCAACCAGGCCGUCUAGGGUUAAGAAGACCUGAGGGGACAGAUGGCUUCAACUGGCCUUGAACUCCUGGGCAUGACCCUGGCCGUGCUGGGCUGGCUGGGCACCCUGGUGUCCUGUGCCCUGCCCCUGUGGAAGGUGACCGCCUUCAUCGGCAACAGCAUCGUGGUGGCCCAGGUGGUGUGGGAGGGGCUGUGGAUGUCCUGCGUGGUGCAGAGCACAGGCCAGAUGCAGUGUAAGGUGUACGACUCCCUGCUGGCGCUGCCCCAGGACCUGCAGGCCGCCCGCGCCCUCUGCGUCAUCGCCCUCCUCAUGGCCCUGCUCGGGCUGCUGGUGGCCAUCACUGGGGCCCAGUGCACCACCUGCGUGGAGGAUGAAGGUGCCAAGGCCCGCAUCAUGCUCACUGCAGGGGUCCUCCUCCUCCUCUCGGGGAUCCUGGUGCUCAUCCCGGUCUGCUGGACUGCGCAUGCGAUCAUCCAGGACUUCUACAACCCCCUGGUGGCCGAGGCCCUCAAGCGGGAGCUGGGGGCCUCCCUCUACCUGGGCUGGGCCGCUGCUGCCCUGCUCAUGCUGGGGGGGGGCCUCCUCUGCUGCACGUGCCCUCCACCCCAGAUCGACCGGCCCCGAGGACCGAGGCUGGGUUACUCCAUCCCCUCCCGCUCAGGUGCAUCUGGGCUGGACAAGAGGGACUACGUAUGAGGUGGAAAGUGUCCCUGGAAGUCUGCUGCUCAGAGCCUUCACCUUGUGCAGGAUGCCCUGCUCUGACCCUUGCCGCCGACUGCUAACCCCUGCCCUGGGGCAAAACCCAUUUUCCAGACGCUCCAAUUGGGCCUGGCUAGACCUCAUAUCAGUUCCCCUGGCUGAGUCCAGAACCUCUUCAGUGGGGUCCCCGCGAGCCCUUCUGCUACCUCCACCCAGGCCGAGCCAGAGCUGAUGGGUGUGCUGGCCUGCCCCUGCCUCUCCCGGACAAUUGCUUCCUUCUGCGGUCCACAACUUAGUCUGGCCGUCUUCUUCCUGAGGCCACUCCUGUCCCAGGAGUCCGGGCUUCACCCAAAAGGCAGCAGGUCCUUGGCUCCAAAAUAAGGAGGGGACCCCUGCCUGCAGUGGGUCCUCUCCAGCUUGGCCACCACCUGCAUCCAGAGGUCCAGGCCAGGAGGCCCAGUCUGUCACCCAACCUUCUAUGCCCACCUGCUAGU